Lynx canadensis (Canada lynx) is the source of this 1137-nucleotide messenger RNA. RefSeq names its product disintegrin and metalloproteinase domain-containing protein 30-like. Gene Ontology annotation, cellular component: sperm head plasma membrane; external side of plasma membrane; plasma membrane. The record is from RefSeq and is a predicted model, not a curated record. The coding region runs from base 1 to 1137 and encodes 378 amino acids. Gene Ontology annotation, biological process: male gonad development. The transcript has a single exon. NCBI's taxonomy places the organism in Eukaryota, Metazoa, Chordata, Mammalia, Carnivora, Felidae.
AUGUCUCCUGUACCUGGUUUAUUGGAUAUGAUGAGCAAUUGUUCUUAUGCAAGAUUGCAUCACUGGAUUUCUGGUUGGGAUCCUUGUUUGAGCAUACCAAAUGUCCCAUACAGAAAUUUUCCUUAUGUAGCUGCUCGUCGUGGUGACCUAAUUGUAGAUCGGAAUGAACAAUGUGAUUGUGGCUCCUUAAAACAAUGUUCUAAGAAUAAGUGUUGCAAGACCAAUUGUGUCCUUUUCCGUGGCAGUGAUUGCAGUGAAGGACCCUGCUGUGUUAACUGCAAAUUUGCUCAACCUGGAACGAUUUGCAGAGACCAACUUGGUAUUUGUGAUCUGCCAGAAUACUGUGAUGGGAAAACACAUAAUUGUCCAAAUGACAUGUACACCCAAGAUGGAACCCCAUGUUCAGCAUUAGCUGUUUGUGUGAGAGGAAACUGUAGUGACCGUGACAUGCAGUGUCAAUCCCUUUUUGGCUUCCAAAUUAAAGAUGCUUCACCGAAGUGUUAUGAACAUUUGAAUAUACUAGGUGACCGAUUUGGCAACUGUGGAGUGAGGGUGUCACAAGGAGGAGGAAGACCUUUUAAAUGUGAAGAAGAUAAUGUUCUUUGUGGAAUGCUGCACUGUAGUAAUGUCCAUGAAAUUCCUGGUGGAGGUGAGCACACUACAUUUCGUCAUAUAAUAAUACCAGGUGUUACAGAAGAAAAAUGCUUUGGAUAUGACGCACACCAUGGGACAGAUACGCCAGAAAUGGGGCUUGUAGUGGAUGGUGCAACAUGUGGCCCAGGAAAAUACUGUUUGAAACAGAAUUGUACUUUUUACGAAGACAUGGGUUUUGACUGCGAUGUCAAGACAUGCAACUUCAGAGGGGUGUGCAACAACAAGAAACAUUGUCACUGUAUGAAAGGUUGGAAACCACCAUCGUGUGACGAGAGAGGAUUGGGUGGUAGUAUAGACAGUGGUCCCCCACCUGACAGAGAAGUAGGUCUCACACCCAAAAUAAUUGUGAAGGUAAACAAGGCAGUACUUCUACUGACUCUUCGCUUAAUUCUUUUUGUGACUUCAAUCAUCAUUGGUAGGUUUCAUCAUUUAGAAGAGAUACCAGAAGAAGAGAGACAAAGAAAACCCCCUAAACGCAAGUAA